AUGAAGAAUGAUGUUUCUGCUGCUGAUGAUUUAGUGGAGAAGGAUUUGGAAAUCAACAAAGAUGUUGCUGAUGAGAAUGAUGAUGUUGAUGAUCUGCUGAAUGAAAAAGAAGAUGCUGCUGAUAUGAAUGAUGUUGUUGAUCGGUUGAAUGAGAAAGAAGAUGUUGUUGAUGGGUUGGAGAUGAUAAACAAUGAUCGGAAUGAUGCUGCCGAUGGGUUGGAGAUGAUAAACAAUGAUGAUGUUGGGUUGGAGGAUGCUGUUGUUGAUGGUUUGGAGAUGAUAAACAAUGCUGCUGUUGUUGAUGAUGACAAAGAUUCUUCUGCUGUUGAUGAUGCUUCUGCUGUUGAUGGUUUAGAGAUGAACAAAGAAGUUGUUGUUGAUGAUGAUCAAAACAAAGAUGCUGCUGCUGAAACUGUUGUUGUUGAAACUGCUGCUGAUGAAGAGGCUAAUGAAAACAAAGAUGAAGAGCCUGCAGCAGUUGUUGAUAAGAAUGCUGAGUUGGGAAAGAAAGAAUUGGCCACGAAGAAGAAGAGGAAGGUGGUUUUGGCCAAAAAUAGGUUGCAGCAGUUGGGCAAGAAAAGGAAGAUGAAUGAAGAGGCUGACAUGGAAAAGAUGAAUGAUGAAGAGGCUGACAUGGGAAAGAAGAAUGAUGAAGAGGGACAGAGUUUUCGGAGAAAGAAGAGGUCCACACAAUUGGGGAACUACACAGAUCCUAAUGGAAAAUCCUUUAAACUCAUUGAUCCAGUAACUGUCAAUCCUCUUUUAGAUUAUGAUAGUGAACUGUUGGAUGAGUUGAAACAAUGGCUGAAGCUGGAGGAUGAAGACAAGAUAAAUCUGGUUCUUUUCCAUGCUGGUCGAGAAUUGUUUAACAGAAUGUUGAGGCCUCAGAAUUGGCUACAUGAUCAGCAGGUUAAAAAGAAAUAG
Molecule: messenger RNA, 924 nt
Organism: Impatiens glandulifera
Lineage: Eukaryota; Viridiplantae; Streptophyta; Magnoliopsida; Ericales; Balsaminaceae
Product: coiled-coil domain-containing protein 1-like
Exons: 6
Coding region: 1-924 (307 amino acids)
Source: RefSeq, a predicted model, not a curated record